GUGGGCAUGGCGCUGUGCGGGCUGCUGCGCCGCCUCCCCGGCCGCCGCGGCGGGAGGACGCUGGCCACCGGCCGCCCGCGCCCAGGUCCCGCUAAUGUGAAGCCCCUGGAAGAUGUGAAAAUUCUAGAUCUAACAAGAGUGCUGGCUGGACCUUUUGCCACUAUGAAUCUAGGAGACCUCGGAGCGGAAGUUAUUAAAGUGGAAAGACCAGGAUCUGGAGAUGACACGCGGACCUGGGGACCCCCCUUCGUGGGGACAGAAAGCACUUAUUUUCUCAGCGUCAACCGCAAUAAAAAGAGUAUAGCCAUCGAUAUUAAAGAUCCAAGUGGAGUGAAGAUUGUCAAAGAGCUUGCAGCUGCCUGUGAUGUAUUGGUGGAAAACUACGUCCCUGGCAAGCUGCUUGAAAUGGGCCUGGGAUAUGAAGAUAUCAACAAGGUGGCUCCUCAUAUCGUCUACUGUUCCAUAACAGGCUACGGUCAGACCGGUCCAAUGUCUCAGCGGGCCGGUUACGAUGCCGUCGCAUCUGCUGUUUCUGGCCUGAUGCACAUCACGGGGCCCGAGGAUGGCGAUCCAGUUCGGCCAGGGGUAGCUAUGACAGAUCUUGCUACUGGGCUGUAUGCUUACGGAGCCAUCAUGGCAGGGUUGCUGCAAAAAUAUAAGACCGGGAAAGGCCUGCAUAUUGAUUGCAAUCUGCUGUCAUCUCAGGUGGCAUGUCUGACCCAGGUAGCAGCUAAUUACCUCAUUGCAAGGAAGGAAGCGAGGCGCUGGGGCACUGCUCAUGGAAGUAUUGUUCCUUACCAGGCCUUCAGGACUAAGGACGGCUACCUUGUGGUGGGAGCAGGGAAUGACCAACAGUUCGCCGUCGUGUGCAAGAUCCUGAGUUUACCUGAAUUGAUUGAUGAUGCCAGAUUCAAAACUAACCAACUUCGGGUCCAGAAUAGGAAAGAGCUUAUUGGAAUAUUAUCAGCACGGUUUGCGGAAGGAAUGACCACCAAAUGGCUCCAUCUCUUUGAAGGGAGCGGGAUUCCAUAUGGUCCAAUUAACAGCAUGCAGAGUGUGUUCGCCGAGCCCCAGGUAUUGCAUAAUGGACUGGUAAUGGAAAUGGAUCAUCCAACUGUGGGGAAGAUAGCGGUCCCAGGGCCAGCUGUCCGAUACAGCCAGUUCCCGAUGUCGGAGCCGAGACCUCCUCCUCUCCUGGGGCAGCACACCGAGGAGAUCCUGAGGAAUACCCUCGGCUAUGACGACAGCGCCGUGGCCGACCUCCUCCGCCGCGGGGUAGUGGAGCAGCACGAGGUUAAGUGAGGAGCCGUCAUUUCCGCUGCUCCUCAUGACGGCCGGCUGCACGUUCGUGGCGGGAGGCGGUCUUCCGUGCCCUUUGACCCACAUGCCGAUCCCCGAUUUGAGGGGGAAGGAAUCGGGGCUCCCGUUUUUAAACGCCAACAUUUCAAAGACUGGAAGCGUCUAAAAGCAGAUUCCCAUAUGUGUAAUGAUUUAUUUUUUUCUUUUCCUGGUAAAUGUACUGCUCGUACUAAUUAUGUUAAUUGCUUGAAUGUUUGUCUCCACGAAGGCGCACGCUGAAUGAAAAAGAGCAGAGCCCUGUGACACUUGUUCGCGGUGCUGUCCAUAUGCUCAUAAAGCCCUUGUUUAAGCCAUUGUUAUGAAAUCAAAGCAAUAAGCAAAAUGACAGUGUUUGUGAUUGAUUUUAAACAGAAUAACUUAAUUUUAAGCUCAUGAACCCUUUGUUAAUCCACAAUUUCAACCGUGAACUUUACCGUUGUCCAGUGUAAAACCGAGUUCCAUUCUCAUGCUUCACUGUGUAAAUAUUUGCUUUACAUUACAUUAGAGGGAUGAUCCAGGAGUGGCUCGUGGAGAGUAGAUGCCUUCGGUCACACUUCUUUUCUGCAGGAUCAAACGGAGGCAGGGUUCAGAGUCAAGUGCAGAGGGAACAUUUUCAACCUGAUCGAAUGGAUCCAGCUGUUGUAGUCAAGGUGACCUCAGGUACUCAGUGGUAUGUAGAAAUGGCCCGGGAAUUGGGGGAGAGAGGGGUGGGGAGGUGUGAAGAAAAUACCCCUCUUCUCCACCAGUGCGUUCGGUGGCCCCCAGCCUCAGCUGGUUCGAAAAGCGUCAUGCCGUAAACUUCGAGCACAUUAUCUACGAGGAAAGUAAACACAGUCUUGGAAGGCUCAAAAAUGCCAUCUGUGUGCCUUUGGAGGGAAGCGGUUUCCCACUGUUGAAGAGUAAUAACAAGAAGCAACGUGGCUCAGUGGAAAGAGCCCGGGCCUGGGAGCGGGGAGACUUGCGUUCUAAUCCCAGUUCUGCCACUUGCCUACUGUGUGACCUUGGGCAAGACACUUAUCCUCUCAGGGCCUCAGUUUUGUCUUCUGUAACAGCAGGGAUAAGAUACUUAUUCCUCUUUCCCUCUUAGUCGGCGAGCCCAAGCAGGAUUGGGACUCUGUCCUAUCGACUUGUAUUCUUAGUACCCUUAGUACAAUGUUUGGCACAUAGUAAGCACUGGAUAAGUGCCACCGUUGUCAUUUAAGGUAGUGAUGGUGCUUUUGGAGGACCUGUUCGGUGUAAUGUAUUCUACAAAGCGCUUGGGACUCUAGACUCUGAGCUCGUUGAGGACAGGGAAUGUGUCUAUUUAUUGUUAUAAUGUACAAGUGUUUAAUAUGGUGCUUUGCACACAGUAAGGGCUCAAAAAAUAUGAUUGAAUGAAUGAAUAAAUUGGAAAGGACAACAAGAGGCAUAGAACACGUCCCUUCCCCCCAGGAGGUUACACUCUAAAGGAGGAGUUCCAUUACACAAUAAAACUGUUGCGAGAAGCGAGUCCGACUUGGUUCCGACUGAUGUCCAGCCAUCUCCAAUGUUUCUCCUGAGUUUGGAUCCCGGGCUAGUGAUCUUUAACCUUAUUCCCAGUUGAGCAGACCACAUUUGCUGUAGUUAAGCCUCAAUUCACUACUCUCCGUUACCUUAUGAAAAAAUAGAUGUUAUCACGUAAUAAAGCUGCCGAGGGUAUUUUUAUAUCAGAUUUUCACAUUUCAGAUUCAGUGGUUUGGGUUCAGCUGUUUUGUUGUUUUGGGCAAAUUUUUUUUACACUAAUGAUUUUUUUCCCUGGGGUUAGAGCUCAACAGCGACCAUGCUAAAGGCCUAAUAAAAACUGAUAAAUCCCUAAUGGCAGCUAGAGUGGAUGAGAAUUGCCUCCAGAUUUCACUAGUGUUUGUAAUGUUUAAUCAGUCUCCACUGUGUGCGGAACCUUGAAAAAGCGUUUGGGAAAUACACUGCCAGUAAGAGACUGCUUUUGCUCUGAAAUAAUUUGCAAUAGCUUAUGUAGUUAUGUAUGACCCUAAAUUGUAAAUGUGUCUCUAGACUGUAAACUCACUGUGGGCAGGGAAUGUAUCUACCAAUUCUGUUGUAUUGUACUCUCCCAAGUGCUUAAUACAGUAUUCUGUACAUAAUAAGUGCUUAAUAAAUGCUAUUGAUUGAUAGAU
This is a messenger RNA of Ornithorhynchus anatinus (platypus), 3488 nucleotides long. It is a transcript of the gene SUGCT, whose product is annotated as succinyl-CoA:glutarate-CoA transferase. Gene Ontology annotation, molecular function: catalytic activity. Lineage: Eukaryota; Metazoa; Chordata; Mammalia; Monotremata; Ornithorhynchidae. The transcript has 14 exons. Bases 7 to 1302 code for a protein of 431 amino acids. The record is from RefSeq and is a predicted model, not a curated record.